Gilbertella persicaria is the source of this 3285-nucleotide messenger RNA. Its product is annotated as exocyst complex component Sec3-domain-containing protein. Gene Ontology annotation, cellular component: exocyst; plasma membrane. Bases 49 to 3249 code for a protein of 1066 amino acids. The record is from RefSeq and is a predicted model, not a curated record. Gene Ontology annotation, biological process: Golgi to plasma membrane transport; exocytosis. The transcript has 16 exons. Lineage: Eukaryota; Fungi; Mucoromycota; Mucoromycetes; Mucorales; Choanephoraceae. Gene Ontology annotation, molecular function: phosphatidylinositol-4,5-bisphosphate binding.
GCUUUUACUCAUUUCUUUUCUUUUUAUUUUUUUCACUCAAUAUAAACAAUGUCGGAUGGCGUAAGGCAAGCAUUAAUCUCAAGCUUAUUCCCACAAGGUUCUCCGGAAAGACUUUUGGUUCAUGUAAAGACAUACAAGGAUAUCCAGUCUUCAGAAACAAGUAAAGACAUAAGAGGAACUCCACGUUACUUGUGUCUGACACAAAAAAAGAACGCCAUUCGUCUUUUGAAAGUCAAACGAAAUCAGAACGGCACUUUUAGUGUGAGCAAAGGAUGGUCUUUGGAUGACAUUAAGCAGAUUCAAAUUAUUGAUGCGCAUCAAUUCUCUAUUACACUCAAUAAGCCUUAUUUAUGGGCAGUUGAACGAAGCAAGGAUAAAAUGAUCUUCUUGGCUUUCCUUAUCGACUCUUGCAGACGUUCAGCCACGCGUAUGCCACAACUAGUGAAUAUUGAUGAAUCUCGUAUUAUUCGAUUUUUGGCUGAUCCUUCAGCACCUUCUAUGGGUGCAACAACUACAGCUAGUCCUAUUGAAACUAGUCAUGCAACUGAACCCAUGGUUCAAUCCCCUGUUUCGCAUGGAAACCCUUAUCCACCCUCACCAUCAGCAAGCCAUAACAACAAUAGUCAUUAUCAGAAUAACAUUCCAAUUAGUGCUCGGUCAGUUGAAAAUCAAACUCCUCCUCCUCCUCCUCCUCCUCUAUCACCCAAAACAUCACAAACUUCGGCUUACCAACACCAACCUCAAUCUCCACAACAAUAUACACCACAACCCUUGACUCCUAAACAUCAGCCCCCACCUGCAAAACCUUCUUCUCCUCAACAACAACAUUCUCCUCGAGAAGAUACGUCGAGAUAUAGUAACAGUGUUGAAGCAGCACACCGUGAUGAUCGCAAGGAGCGUGACAGAGCUCGAGAAGCGAAAAGAGAGCGAGAAAGAUUAGAGAAACAAGCACAAGAAGAAAAGAGACGUCAAAAGAAAGCAGAAGAGAUUCAAGAAAAGAUGGCUGAACAAGCUUCUUUAAUGAAUGUCGAGGAGUUGUUAACUGAUUUCAAUUGGAAAGCAAGUGGUAACGCUGCUGCUCUUGAAAAGCGUUUAUUAGGUGAAUUACAUGCUUUAGAAGCUGCCAAUGUUCAUGCUAUUAUUCAAUCUGAUGAGCGUGUUCGAUCUAUUGUAGAACACAUUGACAAAUCUCUUGAAGAACUCGACAGUAUGGAAAGCUGGUUAUCACUCUAUGGUGCUGAACUUAACAGUAUGGGUGAUGAUAUUCGUGAGAUUGAAACUCAAAACAGAGCACUUCAAAUUCUGAACCAAAACCAACACAUGUUGAUAACUGAGUUAGAUGGCUUAUUGUCUGCUAUCUCUAUACCCCGUAGAUGCAUUGAUAGUUUACAACAUGACCCAAUGGACACUGUAGAUGAUGUGAUACGUAUACAAGAAGCAGCUGAAAUCCUACAAAAAGCACUCAAGACAAAACUCAAUGAUGGUUUACAAGAAAUGACUGCAGUGCAGGAAAGAUUAGAAGCAUACAACAUUCACGGCAAUAAAUUCAGUGAACGUACCUUUAAAUUCUUGAAGCAUCAAUUCGAAUAUCAAGCCAGAUUAUAUUCAGAUCAUAGAUCAUCAUCUACAGGCAACAAAAAGGGCAACAGUAUCAGUGCUAUUGUUGCUCAUCCUCAUGAACAAAUUGAAGAUCAAUUGAUUAAAUAUCAAGGGUUCAAUUUAUGGGAAAAGGAAAUGGAGCCUAGACUCUAUAGUGAACUUCAACGGUGUUAUGCACAGGACAUGGCUCCUUUAUAUGAGCGUGAUAUACGUGAAUUGAUAGAUGCCACGCGUGGGUUUUAUGCUGCUUUACGUAAAAGAGAUGUAGACGAAUUAGAAUACAUCUUUAAGCCAGAAGAAUCUCGUCCUGCAAGAGCAUUGGCCUAUGCACCUAAUUUGCGUGGUGAUGAUUCUCGUCCUCAUCGUUACCGCCAUAUGCUUCGUGGAUCUGUUGAAGGUGUGAUGGGAGGAGGAUUUAGUGGCGGAAGUGGUCGUUCAAGUAUAGAUGAAGACGAAAAGGCUGCUGAUGAUGCUUUUGCACAAAUGAUCAGCCAAGGCAUUAUGCUUGUCUGUCGAGAACAAAACUACAUGAGUGAUUUAUUUGGACAGACUUUGACUGGCCCCAAGUCCUUUUUGGAACGUGGCAUGGUUUAUUCCCAAGUGCCUAACAAGUCUGAUCUUUAUAGUAGAAGAGAUAAGAUAAGAGAUGUUAAAGUAUCUAAAAAGAUUCUGACUUGGAUGGAAAUUAUCUUUGAAACUUUGGAACCCAACUUGGUAGGUCUUUUGGAAUACGGAGUCAAGAGCGACCCAACACAAGCUGUGAGCAUGAUGGGUGCUGUUGAAUUCCAACAGGAAAAAUGGGAUGGAUCAGAUCAAGAAUUUGCUUUACGGUUAUGUAAAUCCAUCUUGCAGAGACUCACUAAAAUGUUUGAAAACUUUAUUGUAGAUCAAGUUCGCAUUAUUGAAGAAACAAAAAUCAGUUCUAAAAAGCGUAAAGGUAUCCUCUCUUUUUUCAAAACAUUCCCUGUUUUUGCUAUGAGAAUGGAAAUGGCAGCGAGUAAUGUUCAGCCUGAAUCAGAGACUCGUACAACUGUGAGUGAAGCUUAUGAAAAGAUCAUUCAAGCCAUGAUGGGUAGUUUAGACAGCAUUGCCCGUGAAAGUGAUCAGACAGGAGAUGAUAAAGAGCAAUUGAAUGCAACCAUAAUGUAUAUUGAAAACAUGCACCAUAUGUACAACACUUUACGUACAAACAAAUUACAUGUACUCGAGAAAUGGAUCAAGCAUGCCAAGACACAAUACGACAAUAGUUUGAAUGCUUAUAUCAAAGUCAUCAUUCGACGUCCUCUUGGUAAAUUGCUGGAGUUUUUUGAAGGUGUAGAGCAAAUGAUGCGUACAAGCACACCUGAAGAAGUCUCAUUUCAUAUGAACUAUAACAAAGCACAAUUACGUCGUGUUAUUACUAUGUAUCCACCAAAGGAAAUCAAGAAAUCAUUAGAACAGCUUUAUAAGCGUGUAGAUAAACAUUUUUCAGAGGAAGAAGGGCUUUUGCAAGUAGUAUGGCGUGGUAUUCAAGAAGAAUUCAUUCGCCAGCAUGAAAAGAUGGAAGAUCUGAUUCGCAAAUGUUAUCCUGAUGCAGGUGUUCAAUUAGAAUUUACUAUUCAAGAUCUAUUGGGUAUGAUGAGUGAACUUGCACGUAAAGUCAAUGUGUAGAAUUGAAUGAAUAAAUAAAGGUUUUUUUUUUAUUAA